UUUGUAUAUUUUGGUAUUAUUUGUUUAAAUAACUUUCGUUGUUGACUAUGCGACUCAAUAAAAUGCGGUAAUUUAGCCACUUUGUUCCCUUCAGUUUUGACGCGCUAGUGACAUAUAUUUAAUACUAGCGGACCCGGUCAAGCUUCGCUUUGACUUAUGUGCACUUCUUCCCUAUCCCUACUCUAACCCUACCCUACCCCUCCCUACCCCUACUUCUUCUGCUUGACUCUUAAACAUUUGUAUGAGAAAUAGAAAACGGUUGUUUUUAUGGUUUUCCCGGCAAUUAUUCUUUACCUUCUCUAAACCUCCACGAUCAUUUCAAGACCAAGAUGAGAUAAAUCCGCUCAGCCGUUCUCGAGUUUUAGCGAGACUAACGAACAGCAAUACAUUUAUAUAUUAAGCGUAGAUAAAUUCUUUGCGUAUAAUCUAUUCCAAGAUAGCCCAUUACUAUCUUAAAUUGCAGUUUGCAUCGUCACCUAACAUCAGUAGGCCAUUGUCAACAAAUAGCAAAUAUUACUCACUCUGUCGUCCCAACGUAACGAAAGAGUGAGUGAUAUUUCGAACCUGGUGCUAUUGGUCGACAUGUACCAUUCUCUUGUCUCGAUGUAUGUCGUAUCGUAGUGCAUAUCUUAGACAUACAGGUGAGACUGCAAGUCAAGGGUUGUUAGAAAAGAUAUCACAGAAAAAUAAGCAACUUAAACGAGUUACUCAUGUAAGGAGCUUGCACAUUACUAUUUACUACAGGUGCAGCAUACGUACAAUAGAUGCAGCAUACGUACAAUAGAUGCCGUAUACUUAGUAAUGAUGCAGCUUUCUGUGCCGUUUAGAAGCAACACUAUGUGACAGAAGGAGCUUGUAUACAACAUAGUGCCGGCUAGAAGCGUAAUAGUGUGAUCUCAGAAUACAGAAAACCACUGUGGUUUUCUGUAUUCUGAGAGUGUGAUUUGCUACGUAUUUUAAGUAUGGCGCACUAGAAUUUUUUUCACAGUUUACAUUCGUAAUAAAUGAUCAAAGGGAUAUCCUACAGAGACAAUUCAUUGAUGGACUUGCAAAUUCAGUUUAUACAACAACUCACUCACAAUGUUGAUUAACUCACAGUGAAAUUGCAUUGAGCAGUAGAAAUCUGCUUUUAAAUGCAUUGUAUGCUGUUGUCGUAUCUUACAAUAUACAUAUAUUCAUUUUCAUUUUGGUACAUUUCCAACUCGGAUUUUUAUGUUGCGAAAUUCUUUUUCAUUUUGGCUUCAAUAUGAUUUCUUUCAAUACAAUAGAUACUCAUACGUGUUUGGUAAAAGUGUAGAAGAGGAUCUGAAUUAAAACAACUAUGUAUGUCUCACUUUGCUAUGUUUAAAAAAAAUUGCCUGGCAUAAAUUAAAAUCUUUUUGUUCUUACAAGAGUAUAUUGAUAGGUGUGCAUUAAUUGUUAUAAUAGUUUCACAUGCAUUGAUAAUUCCUAGUAAAAUUAAAAAUCCUUUGUAUUUAUACUUUCGUAUCUAUGACUCGUGCUCAACAGUGAGCCGAAUAUGGGUUGUUAAUGAUAAUGAUGAUCUAUGCUUUUUAAUGUUUAUUUAUUAAUUUUAUGAAAAAUCGUGUUAUUGUUGAGCAAAGGUUUAAAUUUUCAAUUCUAUUAUCACGUUUUCUUUCAAGAAAUUAUUGUAUUUAUUUUAUCUCUCAAUAAUAAAUAAUUAAUUUUAUUGCAUUUAUAGAUAUUUAAUGCUCAAUAAACAGAACAACUUGCUUAAACCGAGGAGUACGUUGAGCAAAAUCGUUACAUAUUAUCAAAAAUCGGAGAAAAUUUUGUAGUAAGAAUUUGUGGUCAUGACCCUGCUGAAUCCGGUACUCGGGGUGUACCAUGAUUUUCAAACCCUAUGCAAAAUAAACGAACAAAAUAACUUACGUAUUAGAUGAUCUAUAAAUACUAAUUUUAUUGCUGAUUGUGAUCCUAUAUAAUGGCUUAAUAUUUAAUUCAAAUAUUAUUAUUAAUAAAAAAAGGUUGAUUAAUGUACAAUGUACAAAGAAUUCUAUGUCGUAAUGUUAAGACUAUGAAGUACAAGAUUCGCUAGAAAACUUUCACAAGCAAAUUGCGGUCUAUUAAAGAUUUCUUUAUGCGACGAAAGGCUGUAAGUCAUACGUUCAUCCAAGAAGGUUAGCAUCAGCAUUAGCAUGCACGGGACGCCGCGCCGCCUACUUACCAUGAGCAAUGCGGAACACCGGGGUCACUUGGAGAAUUUAAUUGUGUUCCAUUAUCAUAUUUAGGCUCUUUUACGGUAACUCAAAAGUGAAAACUGAAUGGGACUCGACGUCGCUAGUCAUUCGUCAGCCGAGAUCGAUGGAGACAACUUCCUCGGUACGGUAGCUCAGGAUAUCGAAAUGGUGCUUCAUCGGUUUUGUGUUGCGGUUGUAGCUGUGGCCGCGUGCGUUUCGGCUAUCGUAGGCCCUGCAGCCAAUAGUUCCAAGCUCGUGAUUGUCACAAAGGCCGAUACUUACCUGGACGCGUAUUCCAAAUCCCGUGUGGACGCUGAAAAUGCGAAGGAAAGUGUUGUUAUAAUAACAGCAAAGGAUGGAGAGAAGAAGAUAUCGAAUCGUGAUGACAGCUACAAUACUGGAUACGAUUAUUCGUCGCCGUCGUAUUCCAGCAGCGAUAGUUAUUCUCCGUCGGGAUCGUCGAGUUAUUCGAACUAUUCUCCGCCUUCAAGUUACGGAACACCAGUGAAAUUCGAACCUGAAGUGACGUAUAACUCUCCACCGAACACUUAUGGACCGCCGUCGUCUAAUUACGGACCACCCGCCCCGAGCUAUGGGCCACCGUCUCCGAGCUACGGACCGCCUUCUCACUCGUAUGGACCUCCAGCUCCGGCUUACGGACCUCCAAUCCAUAAACCCUUACCUCCAGUUUACGGACCACCAAUCAAGCCAUCCUACGGAGUUCCGUACACAGCGCCAGGGCUUGGAUUCUUGGAUAAAUUGUCACUGAAAUUAGAUAUUUUGACGAUUGCAAAGCUUUUGCUGAAGCUCCUUAUAUUCAAGAAGAUAGUGACUAUGAUCGCUGUGGUGUGCAUGCUACUCGUUAUUCCUAAGCUCAUUUCCUUCAAGAAAGAUAAACAUGGUGGUGAAACCGAUGAGGAUGAACGCAUGUUCGGUGCCAGAAAUGUAGUGGAGUUGACAUCAGCCCAGCAAUUGUUGGAGCGCGCAAUUCACGUUUACGGCCGGCAGAAAAGCGACUGUGGAGUCACGUGUCGCGUGCGCAGAGUCCUGGACGAUAUCUACGACUUUGAACCCUAUUUCAGGUCCGGUCCCUCAGCAUCCAACGAGGUAUCCUGAAUACGUCGACACAGGCGUAUUUGUGCCAUUUUUUAAGCAUUUACAAGUACCUUACUUCCUUAAUACGAAGAAGACUAAAUUAAACUAUUUAUUAUUUUAUUUAUUUAAUGUAAGUAAGUUAUUUCUUAAAUAAAAUUUUAGUACAAUAA
This is a messenger RNA of Bicyclus anynana (squinting bush brown), 3466 nucleotides long. RefSeq lists its product as uncharacterized. The record is from RefSeq and is a predicted model, not a curated record. NCBI's taxonomy places the organism in Eukaryota, Metazoa, Arthropoda, Insecta, Lepidoptera, Nymphalidae.